Oncorhynchus nerka (sockeye salmon) is the source of this 2435-nucleotide messenger RNA. RefSeq names its product coiled-coil domain containing 15 (gene ccdc15). Lineage: Eukaryota; Metazoa; Chordata; Actinopteri; Salmoniformes; Salmonidae. The record is from RefSeq and is a predicted model, not a curated record. The transcript is spliced from 10 exons. Gene Ontology annotation, cellular component: centrosome. Bases 255 to 1796 code for a protein of 513 amino acids.
UCGCACUAUUAUUACGUCUCCAACAACAAGAAGCGUCUACUGUGGCAGUUGAGAAGCCAAACACACUUCAGUAUUUAAGAAAGGUUAUGUUCACAGAUACUAACAAAUAAUUUAUAACCCUCCGGACAAUUCAUACUCAUGUCAACGCUGUUGCACAUCGUGAAACGUAUUAGGUUGGUUUUAGAAGUAGCUAGCUAACGUUAACUCAGAACUUAGCAAACGUUGCCUGGAUAGUUAGCAAUCUGGCUAGCAACAUGCCCCAUAUAAUCAAUCCUAAAGUAAAGGGCACAACCAAAGUUUCAAUUAGUGGGAUAACAGUACAUGCUCAAAGCAAACAUUGUCAUCGAAAUAAUGUAUUGGCCGAGAGGAAUCAGGCAGUUGCACCUGUGGGCGCCUGGGUGGAGAGUGGACAAGACUGCCAGGAUGAGCAUCCAAAUGUUCGUGCCCUGCUAACUGAGGAGCUACAGAUGGAGAUUCAACGGGAGAAAGAGGAGAGUCUUCGCCGGUUUCAGGAAGAAGUGCGCCGCCGCGUGGCACAACAGGCUCAAAUCCGCAAGAGGUGGCAGCUUCAGAAGUCAUGCGAGAUGGCAGAGCAGGAGGGGAGAGUGCUCCAGCAGUCCAGCGAUGCAGCGCAGAGAUUGACCCCCAGGAAGAAUCCGUGCUCCUACUCCCCAGAGAGAGAGCUAGCCAUCUGCAGCCCCAACUCCUGCUGGGUUCGAGCACAGGGCUAUGAUAGCAGCAACAGAGAAAACAGGACAGAUCAGCAAACGCAUCAGCUCAGCAAAGUCACGAGGCAGGUCAGACACAGACUGGCAGCCUGUCAGACGGUCCGUGACGGAGAAGUGAUGUCAGAGCUCCCUGGGGGAAUAUGGAAGGUGUAUCCUACCAGAGAUAAACCUGUAUAUCGGGUGACAAGAGAAGAAGAGGAUCAUGAAAAGGAGGAGGAAGAUAUUCCUUUGAUUGGGCAACAUGACUCCCCUCUUCAGAACUUUGACCCUCACGAGGGUCACAGGAGCAAGACUGUCACCUUUGACAACAAUCCAGUCUGUCAGAAGCUCUUUAGUGAGCCUUAUCCUGCAGGUCAUAGUGAUGAUUUGAGGACUGACCAUAGAGCUACUCAAGUGCUGUGGCCCCAAGAAGACCAGGAGGAACUGAAGAGACAGGGUCAGUCUCAGUUUCUGAUGUACCGACGCCUAUUCAUGGACAUUGAGAGAGAACAAGUCAAGGAGCAUCAGAGACAUAGGAAGCACCUGAGGAGAAUCGGAAGGAUAAAAGCAGAAAAGGAACAGACUAGGUUGGAAGAGGAGAGGAGCCUGGAGAGACUGCGGCAGCUCGAGGAGGAUAGACUGGAAAUGGCUGAGAGGGAAUUUCUAAUUCUGGAGCGACUGAGGCUUGAGGAAGGGGAGAGGGCAGAGGUGUUAGAGAAGAAAGAGAGAGCAAAGAAAGAUAAAGAAGCCACAAGGUACAUCGAGGCUCUGAGAGCUCAGAUGAAGGAGAGGAUAGUUCUGGAGAAUACAGAGCUCCCCCCCCUCUGUUGCUGCGGGGACAGUUUCUGGGACUCCCAUCCUGACACCUGCGCAAAUAACUGUGUCUUCUACAACAACCCUAAAGCCUAUGUCCAGGCUCUGCGAUCUGCGCUGUUGAGCUGUGAUCUGAAGGACAGGAGCCACUCCACUCACCAGCGAGCCUCGGCUCGCCAGAUUGCCUCCAUGCACGCCCUUUCACCCAGGAAGGAAACCACAGCUCAUAGGAAGUUAGCCACCUCGCAAAGGAACAAAAAAAAAGAGGACAUUUGAAUUUCAGCCCUCUUUGUUUUUUUAAAAUCAAUAAUGACCUUUAAACAUUUUGUCAUGCUAUUGAUUUUGAAUCAAACCUUGCCGUCUCUCACUCUCAAAUACUUAUCAGUUGUAUUUCCUUGAAACGUGAUGUCCUUUAUUUGGUAUGGUUUUAUUUUAAUUAUCUGUCUUUAGUUAUGUCAAAGAUGUACACUUGGUUUUACGCUGUGCUUAAUUGCUGAAACAUGUCUGAUUUAAAACCUGACAUUUUAUCUUUUGAACCUCGGGAUGAUGCGUCAGUGGUGUUUGUUAGUCCUAUAAUGUAUUUUGGAUGCAGCAGUGGGCAUAAUCACUGGUAGUGUCCUAAUCCUUCCGAUGACAGUAUAUAUUAUUCCAUUCCUAUGGAAAAGUGGGGGAUGAAAAUGUCAGCUGGUUUCAUUUCCUAUAAAAUUGGGAAAGAGUGACUUGUCCUAGGCAACAGACCGAUGAUUAAAUAUUUUUUUUAUAUCAAUGUAUUAUAAUGUCUUACUCACUGCAUUGUUUGGGUGAUUUGUUACUGUUUCCUUUUACGGUAAGAUUUAAUGAAUUUUUUAGUGUUCACCAAAACUGAAUGAAUGUAAAAGGCCUUCCUAUAUGAUAAAUGCUCAUGUUUAUUUUUUA